Messenger RNA from Megachile rotundata (alfalfa leafcutting bee), 4099 nucleotides. RefSeq names its product Heat shock factor. Gene Ontology annotation, molecular function: sequence-specific DNA binding; DNA-binding transcription factor activity. The record is from RefSeq and is a predicted model, not a curated record. Lineage: Eukaryota; Metazoa; Arthropoda; Insecta; Hymenoptera; Megachilidae. Gene Ontology annotation, biological process: regulation of DNA-templated transcription.
UGUAAGUACUACAUACACACAUUCGUAGUAGCAGAAUAACAUCGUCAGCGGCCAGCCAUUGUCGUGAGAUGUGAAGAUUUUUUCGUGAAAGAUUAAGUUUAAAAACUGAGCAAUUAUAACAUAUUAAAAUUACAUUGUUCACGUUGAGAUGCAUACAAUUCCGGAGUUAGGUACGAGUGUACCGGCUUUUCUUGCCAAACUUUGGAAGCUGGUAGAAGAUCCUGAAACCGACGACCUUAUUUGUUGGUCACCCAAUGGAAGAAGUUUUUUUAUUCGAAAUCAGGCACAGUUUGCCAGAGAAUUAUUACCACAUUACUAUAAACACAAUAAUAUGGCCAGUUUUGUUCGUCAAUUAAAUAUGUAUGGUUUUCAUAAGAAAGUUUCUGUGGAAUUGGGAGGUUUAAAAUGCGAUAGAGAUGAGAUGGAGUUUGCGCAUCAAUUCUUUUGUAAAGGACAUCCAUAUCUUGUAGAACAUAUUAAAAGAAAAAUUGCAUCAAGUAAAGGACAAGAUCCAACUCUUACUCCCAUCAAACCAGAAUUAAUGAAUAAGAUGCUAACUGAAGUAAGAAGUAUGAGAGGUCGUCAGGAACAUUUAGAUUCAAGACUUGGAGCUAUGAAAAGAGAGAAUGAAGCAUUAUGGAGAGAGCUAGCAAUGCUUAGACAGAAGCAUCUUAAACAACAGCAGAUUGUUAACAAGCUUAUACAUUUCCUAGUUACUUUAGUUCAGCCCUCAAGAAGCGGUGGUCUCUCGGUUAAACGAAGAUAUCCAUUAAUGAUUGAUGAUUCUAACCGCCAACGAAGCAAACAAGCUAAAUUAUCAAAACCGGAAGCAUCGCCUGCUGGUCCUGUAAUUCAUGAGCUUGAUGCAUCAGAACCUGAUUUAGAUUCAGAGUAUAUUGUUGCAGAGAUGUUAGAAGGACAUUCAAAUCCAUCAAUUGAAAGUCCAGAACAUAACAAUACAUCAAUAAUGGAAGACAACCAUAUAGAAACUGUACAUUUGGUUGAUAAUUCUCUUCAACUACAAGAUAAUAUACGACUGGUUAAUCCACAAGAAAUAGAUGCAAAAAAGAAACGUGGAAAUAAGGGUAAAAAGAAGGAAGAAACACAUUUACUUGAAAUGCCAUUAGAAGAUUCCCCAGUGACCAUUGCUUUAUUGGAAAAUAAACCAGUCUCUAAACCAGUACCUGUGGCAACAGUGCGUAGCUCAAAACUUGCAGCUAUGGCAGCUAAUAUGAAUAAAACAACUGAUGCAGAGCAAGAGCUCGACUUAGAAACUUCUGCUGAUAUGGAGGAAGAUGUUCAGGAUAGUGAUUCUGCUUUGGUGAAAUUGGAGGAUAUUUUAAUAGUACCAGAAAUCGUCGACGAGGAUGUUGUGGACAACGAAAAUGUGGAAUAUAACAAUGAGAACAACAGCAAUUCUGGAGUUAAUGGGAACGAGAACACCUUGAAUCAGUUCAAUAAAGCAGAUGGUAACACUGAACAGGAUGUUCAAAAAGAUUCAGUUACAAAUGAAGUUGAUAAAAGUAUGGAGAAGGAGAAUGUCAACUGCAACGGAGCGGGCACAAGCAAUUCAAAACAUUUAUCUUUGAGUUGCGUCGUUCCCUCUGGCAUGUCUGAUUCUAGUUACAGGUUAGGAUCAAUGGAGGAAAUGGAUAAUCAUCUUGAAACAAUGCAAACAGAAUUGGAAAACCUUCGCGAAAUUCUACGAGCUGAAGGAUACAGUAUCGACGCGAAUACACUUCUUGGGUUAUUUGGAGCGGAUGAUCCAAUGUCAUUCGGUAUGCCUGUUAAUCCUGAAUUAAAUCCACAUUCUGAAAAGGAAGACGAUGAUCAUGUUAAUGUUUCCGAAAAUAUCAAUGGAUCAGCUGGUGGAGAGCUUAUGGCAUACAAUCCUGCACAGAACCUAUUAGACUUCGACGAUGAUAUUUUUUUGAACACUACAUCUCCUGUAACCAGUGCAACAGGUGAUACAGCUACAACAAGUCUUUAUAAUUCGGAUCCUCUGGAUCUGGAGGAUAGCAAAGCUUCGCUUCUCGAUUCUUUAUCAAUUAAUGUAAACAGUUCAUCAUAAAGUCUCAUUCCUAUGCCUUGGAGGAAAGACUGCUGGAUUUAUAAUUACCUCGUUGGUAAUGUCUACGUUUUAAUUAGCGGUAUGAUGCUAUGAACCCUGUGAAAAAGAUUUAGUAUAUGGAAAGGGAAAUUGAGUUAAAGUGUGCACAGAGGUUUACUUAAAAUUCCUUGAAGAGGAAGGUUACAACAUAAUGAACCAAACGUGUUAUCUAGAUUGGAAGAGACAUUUAUCUUCACAUUCAUUAAGAAGUACGUGCUGAACGUAUUCCAAGCUCUUGUAAGAGUAGUUUUAGUGAAAACGUAUCCAAUAAAGUCUUACUAUGUGGCUCUGAAGGAGAUUGUAGGAGCAAAAGAAGUUAUGGAAAAGGAUAGUGAAACAAAACUUAUUUCAUACAGUGCUAAGGCCCUAUCGCCAAACAUUUGUAAAUUUGAAGUUUCUCAAUAUCCAUAUGAGGAGUAACUUGCUCAAUGGGCCAAAUAAAUGAGAGCCAGAUAAUAAGACUGAACUGUAAUAUACAUAGAGAGAGGAAUGAUUUUUUGAUACGUUUUCACUACUUUGUAUAUAAUCACGCACGAUUGUCGCAUCAAUAAAGAGAGACGGUGGAUGUUCCGUAAAAACAUUCAAUCACCUAAAAAAUAACAAUUUUUUACAUGAUGUGUGUAAAGCACAGUAUUUAUUAAAGUAUAAAUCAAUAAUAUGAUGCGACGCGUACAAGAAAAUACAUAAAUAUAUAUGUAAAUAUACAUACAGAACAGCGUGUUAAGGAUAAGAAAUUUGUUUAAUGUUUCUCAUUGUAUUUUUCGUAACAAUUUUUUUCGCUGUGGUAUAAGGUUAAACGGAGACAAAAAAAUCAUAGUAUAAACUAAGAUUUCAGUGUCCUUUGUCAAGGACUAUCACUGCCUUUAUGUUGCAUAAAACAUUUUUCUAUAAAGGGUAAUUUCUUAUUUAAUUUUACGUAGUUAUGUCUCGGUAUUUUAAUAUCAUCGCUCAACAAACUCCUUUAAUGAAUAUUAUAAAUAUGAAGCAAAAGUUAACUAAAAAGACGUAAUUAACGGAAAAGUUAAGCGACGAUUUUAGAUUUUAUAGCGGGUGUUUAAAGUAUUUAUAUAAUUCAAAUAUUUAUCUUUAAAUUUAAUAUGUAAAUGCUUCUGCCUUGUAAAAAAGAAGGGAUUAAUAUUAUUUUUAUUUUAAUUAUAAGAUAAAAGCUAUGCGUUUCUUUAAUUACUUAUUUUUUUGCAGUAGAUAGUUAAAUAAAAAUAUCAGUUCUGAUCAUGCAUUAAACACUGGAAUCUUAGUCUUGAACCUUAAUAUAUAAAUUGGCAAUUUGAGUUUGUGUACAUCAGAAGAUAAUAUAAUCAGAAUGGUACAUUGUGUCUUUGUCACGUUAAACUGUUAUUUUAAUUUAGUAAUAAGUAGAUUCUUUUUAUAUUCAUUUGCCAAGACAAUGUAUUACAUUCAUAGAAAACUUAGUAUACGUUAUACAAUUCCAUAUACAGUGAAGUGUCAACCAUACAGUUCAUAUAUAAUUUACUUUCUUUUCCAUUUUGAAAUUAAUUUCAACACACUUAAUAGUUUCAUAGAUUUAACCAACUUAUAUUUAUAUUACUUAUCUCUGUAUUAACAUUAAUUUUAUUGCCUAACUACUAAGUGUCUAUCAUUAAUUUAAAGCAUAGAAUGUAAAGAUUUUAGAAAACUUUUUUGUCCUCAAUGUUUAUUAUAACAAACUGUUAUUGGGCCUUCUAUGGACUAUCUUUUCUGAGAAUAUUGAAAAAUAAUAAUUGAUAAAAUGACUUCCUCGCAUAACUUCAUUUUUAAAUUAAUUAAAUAUUUCAAAGUAGUAGUUUCAUAUUGGCAUAUCUAGUUUUUUACUUGCUCAUAGAAGACCACAUCACAAGUUAGAUUGCAACAAAAUCAAAAUAAUGUAUCUUGUACAAAAAAAAAGUAUAGUUGAUACUACACUGCUUGUAGAUAUCAGAUUUUGUGAUACAUUAAGAAUUUUGUACAAAAAUGAUUCGAAUUAAGUUCGAG